Molecule: messenger RNA, 2088 nt
Organism: Galendromus occidentalis (western predatory mite)
Lineage: Eukaryota; Metazoa; Arthropoda; Arachnida; Mesostigmata; Phytoseiidae
Exons: 11
Coding region: 55-1998 (647 amino acids)
Source: RefSeq, a predicted model, not a curated record
GGUCUCCUUCCGUGGCUUCCGCGUGCUGCCCGGAUACUCAAGAAAGCUUCGGCGAUGGCGGGCCUCAUCAACAUUUUCGGAACCAACGAGCACCUCUCAAGCUUGGUGGAGUUUUCGAACUGUCAUGUCGUCGUAGAUGGCUCGAAUCUCCAGCACUUAAUAGGCACCCAGAACAGUGCGCUUUCGAAUCUUCCUGCCUACGAAGAGUCGGUGGCGAACUUCUUCAAACACUUUCUCAAUGCGGGGAUUACACCCCACGUGUUUUUUGACGGACCUUCGAGAAGUGAUUCGUAUAAGUGGGGACGAGCUAGGGAGCGUCGAGAAGAACGUUUAGAGAGACUGAGCAACGCACCCCGCGAAACCAAGCGGUCUGUCUUCGAAAUCCCGGCUCCGACGGCCGUACAGGACAUAUUCCGAGACGUUAUAUACUCUCUGGGUAUCCGGUCAGUUCAGGUGUCUGCCAAGCGUGACUAUACUCUCGAAAUGAUUUCACACGCCAAAUACCAUAAAGCUUUCCUGGUGUCUGGGAAUACGAAGUUCUUCGUGGAAGACAUACCGAAAGGUUUCGUUUGUAUCAUCGCGGGGAGGCACCAAUAUUUCGAGUCGCGAUCGCAGUGCAUUAUGAAGACGUUUCAUUACAAGAAGCUCACAGAGCUCAUCGGUUUGGACAAAUCGCCAAAUCCUUACGCGCUCACAAUGUGGAGGACUGCCCUAUACCACAGGGAUGUAUUCGGGAAAUUCACCGAGCAGUUCGGCAAACAAGCCCACCCGCCACAGUUUUAUCCGAGGUCCAGGUGCUUCUGGAUGCAGAGCUUGUUGUCUCAGAAAUGUCGGAAAGUUACACACUUGAAGCUCCUCCAGUUCUUCCUCGAAAAUAAGUGUGCGGACGCUGAGCGAAUCGUCUGUGGACAGUUGAGUCCCGGAGACCGUGGAAUCGCGAAGCUCUUCUUCCAACAAAACAUCGCUGCUCAGCUCACCACGCCAGAUGACGUUUUUGAGCGCAUCGCGAACCAAAUUGAGUCUGGAAGUUUUUGCGACGAUGAUCUUCCCCAGUGGUUCCUCCGUUACCUCACGAUCGAGUGUAAGGUGGUUCCUGGAUUGAUGGAUACACUGACAGAUCGUCGCCAUUACCUGAUGGCACUCACAGAAGACUUCAACAGAGAGUCCGUGAAUAAGACUACAGUUCGCCUUCGUCGCAUCAUCUACGGAAUUCUGUUCUCUGAUCGCAAAGACUCGGGAGGGCCCGUAGAGGUCUUAGAGCUCGACCGAGAAGGUAUGGAACUCCGAGAGGCUUCGCUCAAGCCCAUACGGAAGCUGUGGAACCCGAAUGAGCAGUACGAAGGCCACGAUGUUCCGGGCUUGAAAGAAAUGGAGUGCCUUCCGGAGCCUGAGCGCAUUAAGCUAUUUCUGUUGAGUUUGGGAGUUGAGGAAAGCCUACGCCAAAAGAUCGACUCCAAAGAAGUGCUGUAUGUCAUAGCUGUGCUGAGGUACUGGUCUGUCGCCGCCAAGGGAGUACGCAAGCAAGAUCUGCUGCGCAUACUGCUGACGGCUCUGCUCGUCGAAAAAAAGUACUCGAAAGUGAGCAAUGUAUUCAGAAAACCGGUGCGUCUCAGGGAGCAAGAAUACAUUAAUCUUGGCAUUGACUUCGAACCAAGCAGCGUCUCGAUGCUCCUCCUUGGAACGUUCGCCCAUAUGCACCCACUUGCGCAGCUGCAAAACUCCACGCUGUUUGGGCGAACUCUGCAUCGACUCCUCAUGCAACCACUGGGCGCGACGUCCGAUUGUAUAGAAACCAUCACGAGCGAGGUAGCCUUCCAUCAUAUCUACAACCUGACGAACAGAAUGACUGAAGCCGAGUUGGAGGAAUUCGUCUUAGACUUGGUCCAUGAAGACAGCAGGGGAAACUUCAUCGACACCUUAAAUCUGAUUUGGGACGAGGAGGCACGAAGUUUGGGGGAAAUCAUUCUCAGCGGUUUCCGCGGAGACGAUGAGUUGUAAAGCACAUGGAGUCCAUGAAACUCCGUUUGUCGAAGCUCCGUUACGGGUAGCCGUAUCAUAUCAUGGCGGCCAAUGAUACCUCAUGAAUGC